This is a messenger RNA of Phoenix dactylifera (date palm), 1406 nucleotides long. Its product is annotated as ubiquitin family protein. Gene Ontology annotation, molecular function: protein binding; phosphoprotein phosphatase activity. The record is from RefSeq and is a predicted model, not a curated record. Gene Ontology annotation, biological process: regulation of proteasome assembly. Gene Ontology annotation, cellular component: nucleus. Lineage: Eukaryota; Viridiplantae; Streptophyta; Magnoliopsida; Arecales; Arecaceae.
GUGGGAUUUGUCUCGCCUACCGCAGGACCGAUACUUCGUGGAGAAAUCUAAGAAGAAACCCGAGGGAGAGCGGAAGCGAGAGAGGGCGCGCGAUGGAAUCCUCGUCCACGCUGGCUUCAGAGGCGGCGCCGCCUGCGACGGCGGAAGUGGAGGACGGUGUGGAGGAGAUGACGCUGACGGUGCGGUGGAACGGGAAGGAGUACACCGUGCGGGUGUGCGGUGACGACAGCGUGGCGGAGCUGAAGCGCCGGAUCUGCGAGGUUACCACCGUUCUACCCAAGCGCCAGAAGCUCCUCUACCCCAAGCUCGCCGCCAAGCUCAACGACGACUCCGUCCUCCUCUCCCAGCUCAACCUCAAGCCCUCAGUCAAGAUGACCAUGAUCGGAACUGUUGAAGAUGAUAUUAUUAUAGACCAAGUAGAUUCUCCAGAGAUCAUUGAUGAUUUUGAACUUGGCCAAGAUGAAGUCAUUGACAUUAAAGAUAAAGAUGUAAAUAAGCAGAAGUUAAGGCGGCGAAUCAAUCAUUACAAGAUCAAACUCCUGAACCCAUGUCGUGAAGGAAAGAAGCUGCUUGUUUUAGACAUUGAUUAUACUCUUUUUGAUCACAAGUCAUCAGCUGAAAACCCACUUGAACUCAUGCGACCAUAUCUUCAUGAAUUUCUCACUGCUGUCUAUGCAGAGUAUGAUAUCAUUAUAUGGUCUGCAACAAGUAUGAAAUGGGUCGAGUUGAAGAUGGGGCAGCUUGGGGUUCUGAAUAAUCCUAACUACAAAAUAACUGCUCUUCUAGAUCACUUGGCCAUGAUAACAGUACAGUCUGAUUCACAUGGGACCUUUGAUUGUAAGCCCCUUGGUCUAAUAUGGGCUCAGUUUCCCGAGUUUUACAAUUCGAAGAAUACUAUUAUGUUUGAUGACCUUCGAAGGAACUUUGUGAUGAAUCCACAAAAUGGCCUGACAAUCAGACCUUUCAGGAAAGCCCAUAUGAAUCGUAGCAGCGAUCAGGAGCUGGUGAAGCUGACACAGUAUUUGCUGGCAAUAGCAGAUCUUCCUGAUAUUAGCCAACUUGAUCAUAGGUACUGGGAAUUGUAUACAGAAGAUAGUACAAAAAGGCGCAGACACAGGUAACAUGACUAUGAAGAGCAAAAGGAAGAGCAGCUUACUUGAUUUACAGUUUUUCAUAUCUGAUAUUUUCAUGUAAUCAAAACUGGGAUAUAUAACUGCAUUAUGUAAUUUAUGUUUUGGCAGUGCAUUGUUCCAUGCUUAUUGCAUUACUCAUUGGGUUCAGGCAAUGCCUUUACGGGAAAUAUUGAUGUCAUACAAUUCAGUUAAUUGUCUUGAAGCUCGUACUUUCAAGAGCUAGCUUAUGUAUUUUAAUUUAUUAAUGCAGGUCCAUCGCUCUUUAGUUUCGCU